CGCAAUUUUGGCAUCAACUCUGUGAUGGGGCGCGUGGAAGCCAACAAGAAGCUAGGCUUCACCGUCGAGUCGUUCAUGACUGACGUACGACACUACACCAUCGAUCACGCCAAGCUCGCAGCAUCCCUGAAGCUGGAAGAUGAUGCUAAUACCAUAGUGAAGCCAUACAGCGAGGAGAUGCUGGAAGCUGUACUCGACUACGACAGGUCCAUCGCUGGGCACGACCGCGGAGACUAUCUGCGACCCUACAUACAGGCCUAUAAGAAGCUGACGUUUGUAACAACAGAUGCUAAAGGCAAGGUCACGGGUUUUGUUAUUGCCGUCAACAUGGUCGGCAACAUAAAUUAUAGCAUCU
Molecule: messenger RNA, 355 nt
Organism: Priapulus caudatus
Lineage: Eukaryota; Metazoa; Priapulida; Priapulimorpha; Priapulimorphida; Priapulidae
Molecular function (GO): acyltransferase activity, transferring groups other than amino-acyl groups
Source: RefSeq, a predicted model, not a curated record